This is a messenger RNA of Rhinocladiella mackenziei CBS 650.93, 288 nucleotides long. RefSeq lists its product as uncharacterized. Bases 1 to 288 code for a protein of 95 amino acids. The transcript has a single exon. Lineage: Eukaryota; Fungi; Ascomycota; Eurotiomycetes; Chaetothyriales; Herpotrichiellaceae. The record is from RefSeq and is a predicted model, not a curated record.
AUGCAUAUCUACAGUGCAAUGAAAAUUGCGAAGCAGUCGCCAAAGGCAUUCUCUAGCGACGUUCUGGCUUUACAUUUCGUUCAUGGGAUGAUAGAAGGGCUUCAAGAUCCUCUGGAUUAUGAUAGCUUGUUGGAGUCUGUCUCUGAAAGCGAUCCACCCGCCGUGAGGAAAGUCAACGCUGCUACCAAAUUGUCGCAUGCAUUCAACGAGUCGCGAGGAGCGAUGCUCGCGACAAAUCCAGGAUUCUCGCCAUUCUUGAUCAAACGCGACUGGAGAUUCAGUGGGUGA